CAUCCCAAGUACCGCGAUAUUUCACCACAUGAAAGUCCUAAAGUAUCGCGAGACUAACAUCCAGUCCUUUGCCUGCUGAAUCCAGCUGGUAUCCUGCCUGGCGUUAACGGCUCUGUUGCAGUUGAGAUAAGAGCCACCGGUCAUCAUGGGGAACAUCUUUGGGAACCUGUUGAAAAGCCUCAUAGGCAAAAAAGAAAUGAGGAUCCUCAUGGUGGGGCUGGACGCUGCAGGGAAAACAACCAUCCUGUACAAGCUGAAGCUGGGGGAGAUCGUCACCACCAUCCCCACAAUCGGUUUCAACGUGGAGACGGUGGAAUAUAAGAACAUCAGCUUCACCGUGUGGGACGUGGGCGGCCAGGACAAGAUCCGUCCCCUUUGGAGACACUACUUCCAGAACACACAAGGGUUGAUCUUUGUGGUGGACAGCAAUGACCGUGAGAGAGUCAACGAGGCUCGUGAAGAGCUGAUGAGGAUGUUGGCUGAAGACGAGCUCCGGGAUGCUGUUCUUCUCGUCUUCGCCAACAAACAGGAUCUGCCCAACGCCAUGAAUGCUGCAGAGAUCACAGACAAGCUGGGCCUGCACUCCUUACGUCACCGCAACUGGUACAUUCAGGCCACCUGUGCCACCAGUGGGGACGGCCUCUACGAAGGCUUGGAUUGGCUGGCCAAUCAGCUGAAGAACAAAAAGUGAAGAGACCAUUCAAAACAAAAGGGGAGGAGCCUGGGUGGCAGCUUCAGGUAGUGGGUGGGGUUUACAUCUAAAAAGGAAAGGCUGAAAAACUCACAGGGCAUGACUCUCAGUGGCUUUCUACCCCAGAGUAUUUAAUUUCUUAUUUCUGAACUUUUAUUCCUUUGAUUAGCUCUGAUCUAUAGUGAAACUUUUCAAUAGAUGGUGGCAAAGUUGACAAAAAUAUUUGACACUUUUCAAACAGAAUGCAGAAAUAUCGGCACUGAAUAAUGUAUAGUAAUAACGUUACUGUAGAGGUCUCUUUCUUUGCAGUCUGUGAUCUCCAUGAAACAUUUAUUGUGCUCAGAAAAUGUGACGACUCUCUGAUGGCAGACCAGCCUUUCUGUUAAACUCUAUAAAUGGGGUGUAAAUGAUUAAGAAUGUCGUAAAUUUAUAGGAGGAACUGUAUUAAUAUGUUAGAACACUAUAUGAAAAGUUUAAAUGCAGUAUGCGCCUAAAGACUUAGAGAAAUGUAAUGUCAUAUUUUACUGUCCAAAAAAAGGAUUUUACUGCCACGGAUAUACACUCUUCUAUUUGGUUUCAUUUAAAGACAUUUUCAUUUAUUUAUUUUUAAAAGACAAAAAAUGAGUAUAAGGGACAGUCGUUGUCAGUAUGAUUUAUUUUAUUGAUUAAUUUCUGAUUUAAGUGAAUAUUAUUAUUUAUUUCCCUUUAUUGUAAAGAGUAUUUUAUUUUGUCAAAGCAGUUGAUUUAAAGAAAAAAAAAGAAAAAUGAAGAGCCCUAACAUAACUGUACAUUAUACCACAUCCAAAUCUGCAUGCAGGUGAUUCCAGUUCUGGCCUGAGGGCUUGUGAAGCUGCAGACUGCUGCAGGCCGAUGUAAAUAAAGAUUUGUUCUCAGUCGUUUCAGCCCGCUCAGUGAGGAUUAAUGAUUCGCUAGCCUCGGCGAGGUGUGAAAUCUGAAGUGAUGCAAAUGACAGAACAGGCACUCCGUACCAGCUUCAGUGGCUUAGACAAAAUGCUGCUAUCCGGCCCGCUCUGCGGAGAGUUCUGCAGCACAGCAUGCGAUUGGCGAUAUCAGAGCUUACCUGGUUUAUGAAUGUUUAUUUGUUUUAAUUGUUUGUUUUUUUUUUGCUUUUUUUGCUGCUGUGUGUUUUGUCAAACAAUCUCGCAUUGCUUCUCCUCUGGGUUUUUCUAACUGACAUUACACAUGCGCUGCUUCUUAUUUUUUCUUAAACCAAAAGCUGUUUGUGUCACGUUUCGCGGUAUUGUUCCACAAAAUGUACUGUCUUCAUGCAGUGUUUCUUCAUUUUUGUUGACUUUAGUGUCGUUUUAGCCUCACCCGCUAACUAGAUUUGGAGUUUUCACUCACAAUUGGAAAACAGGACGAGGGCAAUCAUAACAAGGCAUGUUGAUACUGUACAAGAUGUGUAAUUAAAGUGAGUUAUACCGUAACAGCCUCUUUCCCUCAGACUAUAUUUGUUAGUCAGAAUUUCUGCUGCUGGUUGGAUCAAUGCUGUAACUAAUAAAUGUCAUGGAUUUUGUGUAAAGUUUACCGAACAACCUUCUAAUAUGCAAAUAAGCAUGCUUUUCUAUGUCAGCACCUGUAUAUAAGUGUAGGUUUAUUAUGUAACAGGAUGGUGAAACGGACAGUGCUGUCAUUACACCUGUAGAUAGUGGGGUCAGUGUGUUGGCAGAUGACUGACAACAGCUUGUGCGUGAGAGUGUGUCGUGUUAUCUAUCAUGUUCAGUUUGGUGUGAAGAUUAUUAUUUUUGUGGCCUUAAUUUGUCUGUGGUUAUUUUUCUGAUUGAUAACAGGUUUCUAUGUAGGAAUGUCCAACAUUCAAGUCAUUCACUUAUACAGUCUGUGACGACGUUGUGGCUAAACAUCAGAGAUUUUUCAUUGCAGACUUUUAACGUGAGUCAAACGAGGCUCAGCAUUCCCUAUGACGUGUUUCCAGGUGAUAGAAGAAUAUUUAAAACCAGUGAAUCAUAUGGAUUGUAGGAAAUGAAAAAAACGACAACAUGAAGGAGUGUUGAAUGGUAUGAUAAUAUCUGGCUUUUCAGUGAUCAAUAAAAGACCAAAAACAAAACUUA
Messenger RNA from Nothobranchius furzeri (turquoise killifish), 2781 nucleotides. RefSeq names its product ADP-ribosylation factor 3a (gene arf3a). The record is from RefSeq and is a predicted model, not a curated record. Gene Ontology annotation, molecular function: GTP binding; GTPase activity. Gene Ontology annotation, cellular component: cytoplasm; plasma membrane. Lineage: Eukaryota; Metazoa; Chordata; Actinopteri; Cyprinodontiformes; Nothobranchiidae. Gene Ontology annotation, biological process: vesicle-mediated transport; intracellular protein transport.